AACUGGGGGCGGGGCUUUGUGAAACUUGGGGGACCCAGCGGGAUGGAAGUAGUUAGGUGUCCGGAGCACGGGACUUUCUGCUUUCUCAAGACCGGCGUCCGCGAUGGCCCGAAUAAAGGAAAGAGCUUCUACGUGUGCCGGGCAGACGCGUGCAGCUUCGUGCAGGCCACCGACAUUCCUGUUUCUCAUUGUUUGUUGCAUGAGGACGUUGUGGUAGAGCUUCAGGGUUUGCUUCUCCCACAGGGCAAGAAAGAAUACAGAUUGUUCUUCCGGUGCAUUAGAAGUAAGGCAGCGGGGAAACACUGGUGUGGAAGUAUUCCAUGGCAGGACCCUGAUUCCAAAGAACAUUCUGUACCCAGUAAGUCUCAGCAUGCAUCUGAGACAUUUCAUCAUCCUUCCAGCCGGCCUAGAAAUCCAUUCAAGGUACUUGACAAGAAUCAAGAACCAGCGCUCUGGAAACAGCUCAUCAAACGUGACGGUGAGGAAAAGACGUCUGAUGAGAGGCAAAGAGAAAAGGGAGAUCAGCUCUCGGAUCAAAAGAAGGCACCGAAGCCUGAACCAAUGGAGAAAGAUCUCUCCUCUGGCCUGGUGCUGAAGAAAACACAGCCUGUAGUUCAAGAGAAGAAGCAAGAGGAGGGAGCAGAGAUUCAUCGGGAGGCGGAGGAGACUGGAGGCACACGCACAAGAAACUUUUCUGAAAUUAGAUCCGAACAGUGCCACCAUAAUGAGCUGACAAGGUCGUCUGCAUCUUCUCGGGAGAACUCAAGUGGGAAGAGUCAAGAUGUCCAAAGAGAAUCAGAACCUCUGAGAGAAAAGGAGACCCAGCUUUUGCCUCAAGGAGUUAACAGUCAAAACCCAGUGAGCAAAUCCCAGAAAGGGGGCCCCCUCAGCAAGGAGUACAAGGACUGGGAGGCUAAAGAAACAAAGGCAAAGGCUGAUCCCAGCACACAGGCCACCCAGAAAAUCCUGCCCCGGGAGCAUCUCCAAGAGAGCCCAGAGACCCACGGCGUGCCUGCUCCUGGAGGACCAGUGGCUCAGGCCGCAACAGCAGCACCACGGCUUUCCCUGGGUGAGGGCCGUGAAGCUGCCACGAGCAGCGAUGAGGAGGAGGAAGCUAAUGUUUUCGUUUCCUCUAAGCCUGCGAGCCCCCUACUCUUUGACUCAGCUCUGGACUUACAGAGGAAGGAGAACCUCCAAUUCUCUGAUCGAAGUGUGCAAAGAAAGGUACCUCCUGCUUCAGAUGCUUCCAAGAAGGUAGAACCCUCAGACCCAGCAGCCCAGCGUGUCUACCUGACAACACAACUGAAGCAAAAGAAGAGCACACUGGCAUCAGUGAACGUCCACGCUCUUCCAGACAAGGGUCAGAAGUUGAUCAAACAGAUCCAGGAGCUGGAGGAAGCCCUCGGUGGUCUUGCCCUUUCCCCAGAGCAAGGAACUAGUGAGAAGAGUAACACUCAAGUACCAGAGCAGAGUCACUUCACCAAAACCACCACGGAGCCUCCCCACCAGGUGCCUCCCCAACCCCUUCCUGGUCGUGGUACCCAAUCUGUGGGUUCUCUAGGACUGAAGUCUGCCUGCCAGGUGACUGCUGGAGGAUCCAGUCAGUGCUAUCCAGGUAACACCUAUUUGUAUGCAGAACAUGCAAACCAAGAUCACGUUCACCCAGUGUGGAAGAUCACAAGUGAAGCCAUUGAUGAGCUGCAUCGCUCACUGGAGUCACGUCCUGGUGAGACCGCCGUGGCAGAAGAUCCCGCUGGGCUGAAGGUCCCCUUGCUACUACACCAGAAGCAGGCAUUGGCUUGGUUACUAUGGCGGGAAAGUCAGAAGCCACAAGGAGGAAUUCUGGCGGAUGAUAUGGGCUUAGGAAAAACCCUGACAAUGAUUGCACUCAUCCUGACCCAGAAGAAUCAAGAGAAAAACAGAGAAAAGGAGAAAAGCACAGCUUUGACGUGGCUCUCCAAAGAUGACUCUUCUAACUUUACCUCCCAUGGAACACUAAUCAUCUGUCCUGCCUCCCUGAUCCAUCACUGGAAAAACGAGGUGGAAAAACGGGUGAACAGCAACAAGCUAAGAGUCUGUCUCUACCAUGGGCCAAACCGGGAUGCACGUGCCAGAGUCCUCUCUACAUACGACAUCGUGAUCACUACCUAUAGCCUCGUGGCCAAGGAGAUUCCCACAAACAAGCAAGAGGCAAACAUCCCAGGUGCAAACCUCAGUGUGGAGGGCACCUCGACACCUUUGCUUCGAAUAGUCUGGGCUCGAAUCAUACUGGAUGAAGCUCACAAUGUUAAGAAUCCCCGAGUGCAGACGUCCAUGGCUGUGUGCAAGCUACAAGCCUGUGCCCGUUGGGCUGUCACUGGAACUCCCAUUCAAAACAACUUGUUGGAUAUGUAUUCACUGCUGAAGUUUCUCCGUUGCUCUCCAUUUGAUGAGUUCAGUCUGUGGAGGAGUCAGGUUGACAAUGGCUCAAAGAAAGGAGGGGAACGGUUAAGUAUUUUAACCAAGAGCCUUUUGCUGAGGAGAACCAAAGAGCAGCUGGACUCUACUGGCAGACCUUUGGUGAUACUGCCCCAACGUAAAUUUCAGUUACAUCAUUUAAAGCUUUCUGAAGAUGAAGAGACUGUUUACAAUGUGUUUUUUGCAAGAUCAAGGUCAGCUCUGCAAUCCUAUCUACAAAGACAUGAAAGUAGAGGCAGCCAAUCUGGAAGAAGCCCUAAUAAUCCAUUCAGUAGAGUGGCACUGGAGUUUGGGUCCUGGGAGCCUAGACGCUCUGAGGCAGCAGACUCGCCGACAUCCAGCACCGUCCACAUACUGUCCCAGCUGCUGAGACUCCGCCAGUGCUGCUGUCACCUUUCUUUACUGAAGUCGGCUGUGGAUCCAGUGGAACUGAAGGGUGAAGGUCUCGUCCUUUCCCUGGAGGAGCAGCUCAGCGCUUUGACCUUUUCAGAACUCCGUGACUCAGAGCCGUCUUCCACUGUCUCCCUUAACGGCACCUUCUUCAAGAUGGAGAUUUUCGAAGACACGCGAGAGAGCACCAAGAUUUCAUCUCUGUUGGCAGAAUUGGAGGCAAUUCAGCGAAAUUCAGGGUCCCAAAAGAGUGUCAUUGUCUCUCAGUGGACCAGCAUGCUGAAAGUUGUAGCACUGCACCUGAAGAAGCAUGGACUGACUUAUGCCACCAUCGAUGGCUCUGUCAACCCCAAGCAGAGAAUGGACUUGGUAGAGGCAUUUAACCGCUCCAGAGGCCCUCAGGUAAUGCUAAUCUCUCUCUUGGCUGGAGGUGUUGGUCUAAACCUGACUGGAGGAAACCAUCUCUUUCUUCUGGACAUGCACUGGAAUCCAUCACUCGAAGAUCAAGCUUGUGACCGAAUUUACCGAGUCGGGCAGCAGAAAGAUGUUGUCAUACACAGGCUCCAUCCUGUCUCUUCAUCUCUUCUUGCCAAUGAUGUUGCUCACGUAACCAUCUUUUUGUGGGUGGAGCAGAGUCGAUCCCUGCAGCCAGCCACCUCUGCACUUCUCUCAGUGCACAGUUCUUCCUCUCAGGACGGAUCAAGGAGAUGCUUUGUGCAUAAACAGAUACUGACUGUCCGCAUCACUGGAUCAUUUAGGUUUGAUGGGGUCCGUAUUACUGAGUUCCAGUCAACGGACUGUGGAGAAAAGUGAUGUGAGUCACUUCUAGUCUGCCCGCUACAACGUUAUAAAAGAUUAUUCCCUCCUCGGCCUCCGGGGUGCAAAGGAACUGAUGGAAGAUUACAAGGCCCUAGGGAAGGGUGAAGCCACUAGCUCAGCAGUUCUUUUCUAUUAGACUAGUAAAGCCUCGGUCCCUGGAUGACUUCCCCAUGUGCCCUCCCUUGCCCCAGCUCACCUCCACUGGGCUAUGAUGUGAUCAAAGAAUCUUUUUCUUUUUAAGCUACUGAGAUUUUUGUGUUGUUCAUAUAGUAGUUUGUACCCUAAUACAAACACUUGAGACUUUUACACUUCAGGAAAUUAUUCAUAUUUCCUUCUUCUCGUUAGCAGUUGUUCAAAAAACACUUACUCUGCUAAUUUCUGCUAGAAAGAAUCAUAGUUCUUCCUACAUAGAAACGUUUCUCUCCUUUGAGUUAGGAAACAAGACCCUAUGUUAACCCAGUCACAGUGGGGACUGAGGCACUCAGAGCCUGUUGAAGCAGAGGUUUUCUGUAAGAACAAGAUCUAAAGGCUUACAAAGGUAAAGACAAUGGCCUGGUGGGAAGAAUUCUGGUCUAGAACUAAGACUUGACUCUAGUUCUAGGUUCAUCUUAGCUGGGCGUGUGACCUUGAAAAAAAAAUCAUUACUUUCUCUACAUUCUGAUUCCUCAUUUGUAAGGUGGGCAGUUUUCAGAACUCAGCAGCAACAAGGUUCCUGAUGAAAUCAAGAAGCAGGCCAGGCGCGGUGGCUCACACCUGUCAUCCCAGCACUUUGGGAGGCCGAGGCGGUUGGACCACCUACGAUCAGGAGUUUGAGACCAGCCAACAUGGAGAAACCCCAUCUCUACUAAAAACAAAACAAAACAAAACAAAAAAUAUAUAAAUAUAUUUAGCCGAGCAUGGUGGCGUGUGCCUGUAAUCCCAGCUACUUGGGAGGCUGAGGCAGGAGAAUCACUUGAACCCAGGAGGUGGAGGUUAUGGUGAGCUGAGAUUGUGCCAUUGCACUCCAGCCUGGGCAACAAGAGCAAAACUCCGAGCAAAAAAAAAUUCAAGAAGCAAGGGAAGUAAUAUUGCCUUUUUGAAGUUUUGCUAUAAGAUCAAUACACCAAGGUAAAGAUUGAAUCACCUGAGAAGCUCCCUGGCCAGCAAGAAUGUACCCACCUGGCUCUGCCACUUGCUGACUGAUACUAGGCAAGCUGCAGAUUCCCUGGACAUCUCAGUCCUUUCAUCUGUACAAUGUGUGGAUCAGCAUGUAUCUCAGGCUCCACUGGGAAUUUCAUAGCAUAACUAUUUCAUGAUACAUAAACUAUGUCAUGUUUGACCAGAUAGAUCAGUAAUGUCAGCCAGAAGGUAUCAGAUGAACAUUGUGAGUGUCCAGUCCAGCACUGUUUAGGGGAGAGGAAUUCUUUCAGGUUCAAGCAUUCUGACUUUUAGUUUGGAGAGGGGUACAGGGAUUGUAACCUACAAUCUUCAGAUAUUGAGGCCACUGACAAGUAAUCGACUCUAGGUAGAUGCCUCCUGGUAUUAAAAUAGCUUCUCUAAUUUUCCUUGUUGUAAGCAAGCACAGCAACCUAGUUAUGUCUUGGGUAGGUGUUCUCAUAACCGUGAGAUUCAAUUGAUUUGAUGUGGAUGCAGAAAAAAAAUGGAACCACUGCCUUAAUGGAAUGCAGUAUACCAAACAUGCAUUCUUAAAUCCUAGUGCUGGGAUGGAAAUGUCUCAUGAAUUCACAGCAUUGGCAUUCUGAUACUCAUCUAUCUAUCUCUGGCUCAUAUUCAUUUUAGUGUAAAUCAUUUCUCAAAGUCUAGGUAUGGCAGGGCGGGCCUCUGCACCUUCUAGCAGUGGGCAGCAUCCCACAGCAUAGUGGCCUAACUGUGGGACCACACUAUGAGUCUGGCCCGUGUCAGCCAGCCAGCCUUCAUGUCACACUAUUGCGGCUGGAUUUGCUUUUCCAUCUGCCUAUCGCACCUGACUUGGGCAUGGAUGGUAUGAGGUUGAAAACCAUGAAGAGCCACACAGGUGUUAGUGCUGUGAGACAAGGUGUGGGGACACGAGAACAAGCGGCAGCAUGGGUGCAGCUUAGAGUCAGGUCACACGAAUGUAUGUCACCAAAGUGCAGCAUCCGUGAGCCCCCGAUUUCGAAGGUAUUUCUUACCCAACAGCACUGACUUCAUGGAAGGUUUGUAGUUUGACUUUGCUUGAGUCACACUGAUCAAGUAGGAGUAUCGUGCAUGCCACAGCGAGGCAGAGUCCUGGGCCCUUUAAAAACCUCGAUGACUCCUAUUGCAGGCCCAGUGCGGUGGCUUAUGCCUGUAAUCCCAUCACUUUGGGAGGCCGAGGCAAGCAGAUCACUUGAGGCUAGGAGUUUGAGACCAGCAUGGCCAACAUGGCAAAACCCCAUCUCUACUAAAAAUACAAAAAUUAGGCCUGAUGUUGGGCACCUGUAAUCGCAGCUACUGGGGAGGUUGAGGCAGGAGAAUCACUAGAACUCGGGAGGUGGAGGUUGCAGUGAGCUGAGAUUACAACAUUGCAGCCUGGGCCACAGAGCAAGGCUCUGUCUCCAAAAAAACAAAAAUUAAAUUAAAAAAAGACUCCUGUUGCCAUGCAAUCAUUAUAAACAGCAUUAGGUAGAAUUCUCUCUCUAUGGGACAUGCCCUCUUUCUCUGGUGAUCCUGUGAGUGAUAUAGUGUGGCAAUUUAGGAAACAAUUGUUUCCUUGUUCUGAUUGUUUGGUGCUCAAUGAAAUAGCUUUUAGCAGGGCUCAAAGGUCAAGUCAGAUUCUCCUGCACUAACAGGAUAAGCAUGGAGACACCAGUGCUCAAUGUGGCCUCUGGUUGUCUGAAAUUUCGCUAUCUGCUAUAAUACCUUGAGAGAAUUAGGGUUGCAAGGUGGGAUAUUGUGCUGCUAUCCGUUAUAUAACGUCUAGCCUGAGGAAAGGGCAGGAAACAUUUAAAAGCACAUCUGUAGGCACAAAGAUAAUUAUAAUAGAAGGUCAGAAUUCCUAGGCAUAUGGCCUAGACUAAAAUGUUUUCAUAACUAAAAAUGAAAUCAGGGUCAGUUAUAAUACAAAGUACCACAGAAGUCAGUAGCUAGAGGAUGGAGAUGGAUAUGAAAAAAAAAAAGCAAAACCCAGGGAGGGAACCAGGGAGACAGAUACGCAGCUACACAAUGUUUUUACUAUCCUGAGUUCUUACCCAGAUUCCAUAGCUAAAUCCAAAUGUAUGGAUAGGCAGAGACUACAUAAGAAAGGAAGGAUGAGAUUAUUUUCUUGCUUAAUUAUUCAUACAUCAAUUCAGAAAUGUAUGUUGAACACUUUCUGUAUGCCAGGCACUGCUGGGCACUGCAAAUAUAAAAUAAGCAAACCUGAAAACCCAUCCUGUCCUCCUGAGACAGCAUCUGAGGGAGACAGGCAUUAAUCAGAUAGCCCCGGGUGGCCGUAAAGCAGCCUUGAUGCUGAGUGAGUGCUACAGGAGAGGACUGUGCAGCUGGGAGGGCUGCUAACACGAUUUGACCUAGUCAGGGAAGAUCUGAGGAAGUGAUAAAAGAAUGGAAAUCAGUAUGUAGACGCUAACAAGGCAGAGUGAGAUGCCUCUUCCUAUACUGUAUCCUGCUUCUAAUUAGCAUCCACUUCAUUGGACCACCUCUUUCCUGAGCCAAACCUACCACACAGCGAUACAGUCUGGAGGAAAGUUGAGCAACUACUGCAUUUUGGACAUGAGAGUAUGGGUGGGCUGACAGGUAUGUGUGUGUUUAUUAUCCAAGACAGCCAAAGUGUUUAUCCUGUUACAGCAUCCCAGAGGACUGAGGCUCUUACCUGUGGCUCUUUUUUCUUACCUGUAACACCAGAGGCAUAACUUACAUCAUAAUGCUGCAUCUUGUUGAUGCUUCAAUGCUCACAAUUCAAUGGUGAUUUCUGAAGCACGCUGGGGAUGGUUCCUAAAUCCUCCCACUCUUUUUUGCUUCACCUUGGAGUCUUGGGCUCUGUUGCCGGUCUUUCAGCAGGCAAAGCAGCUGAAUUAAAUUGGGUUUGUACUCCAUUGUAGUGCAUGCAUGAAAUAUCACCCCCCAACACCCACGCACAGACUUCAAAUAUUUGUAACAGAAUUGUUACCAUUAAUAUUGCUUAAAGGCUAACACAUCAGCUAGAACCUAGAUGUCUUAUGGAAAUUUUCUACUGCAAUGUUAAUUCAUCUACAUAAAGUUGUCCAAUCACUGAAACCACCUCCAACUGAAACAAAUGGUAAGCUUUUUGUUCUCA
Molecule: messenger RNA, 7918 nt
Organism: Callithrix jacchus (white-tufted-ear marmoset)
Lineage: Eukaryota; Metazoa; Chordata; Mammalia; Primates; Cebidae
Gene: TTF2
Product: transcription termination factor 2
Biological process (GO): DNA repair
Cellular component (GO): nucleus
Molecular function (GO): ATP binding; ATP-dependent activity, acting on DNA; zinc ion binding
Source: RefSeq, a predicted model, not a curated record